AUGCCAUUGAAUAUAACUGUUUUAAUAUCUGGAUCAGGUACAAACUUACAGGCAUUGAUAGAUGCUCAAAAUGAGGGCGAGUUACCAAACGGUAAAAUCACCCAAGUCAUAUCUUCUUCAAGCACCGCUUAUGGAUUAACAAGAGCCGAAAAGAAUAAGAUCCCAACCAAAGUACAUGCUUUGAAAGAUUACUACAAAGGUAUCGCCAAAGAACAAACAGAUGAAAGAAAGGCGAAAAGAGAGCAAUUCAAUGUCGAUUUAGCCAACCUCUUAAUAUAUGGAUCUGUUGAUAAAUCUGAAGAUGAAGAAUACACCAAACCUGAUUUAAUCGUGUGUGCUGGAUGGAUGUUGAUUUUAGCCCCAUCAGUAUUGAAACCAUUGGAAGAAGCAGGAAUCACAAUCAUAAAUUUGCACCCGGCAUUACCUGGAGCUUUUGAUGGUACGCAUGCUAUUGAUCGUUGUUGGAAAGCGGGCCAGGAUGGAGAAAUUACCGAGGGAGGGGUAAUGAUCCACAAGGUUAUUGCCGAGGUCGAUCGUGGUGAGCCUAUAUUGGUGAAGAAGCUAGAGUUGAAAAAGGAUGAGACGUUGGAACAGUAUGAGGAAAGGGUUCACAAGAUUGAACAUGUAGCUAUCGUGGAAGGUACAAACAAAAUAUUGGAAGAGUUGAUACUAACAAAGAAGCUAGAUAAACUUAUUCUAUAG
Messenger RNA from Lodderomyces theae, 702 nucleotides. It is a transcript of the gene ADE8, whose product is annotated as phosphoribosylglycinamide formyltransferase. The record is from RefSeq and is a predicted model, not a curated record. The transcript has a single exon. Lineage: Eukaryota; Fungi; Ascomycota; Pichiomycetes; Serinales; Debaryomycetaceae. Bases 1 to 702 code for a protein of 233 amino acids. Gene Ontology annotation, cellular component: cytoplasm. Gene Ontology annotation, molecular function: phosphoribosylglycinamide formyltransferase activity. Gene Ontology annotation, biological process: 'de novo' IMP biosynthetic process.